AUGGCGGACGCAGUGGCUUCGUACGACCAGCUGGCGCACCAGGUGGAGGCGCUACGGCAGGAGAACUCCCACCUGCGGAGGGAGCUCAAGGACAACUGCCACCACCUGAGCCAGCUGGAGACCGAGACCUUUGGCAUGAAAGAGGUGCUGAAGCAGCUGCAGCACAAACUGGAGCAAGAGGCUGUGACUUUAGCUUCAUCUGGAAGAAGUGACGUCCUCCACCAGCUCAAAGAGCUGCACAUGGACCUCACAAACUACUAUGAGCUCAAACACCAGCCGCACAACCUGCGAGCGAUGGGGGCGGAGUUUGGAGGCCAGGGGGCGGGGUAUGGAGGAAAAGGGGUUGGGCUCGAGCUGGCUCUGCCCCCCUCCUCCUCUCUGUCGUCACGGAAACCCCCCGACGAUGACCUCAUGCUGGCGCACCACUUCCUGGAUGGAGCUCCGCCCAAAAUCGCAGUGAUGGGCGGAGCCGACGGACGAGCGAGCGAGAGGCUGGACGAGCUCUACAAGGAGAGGGACCUGCUCCUGGGGCAGAUGGACCAGGAGGAGAGGGAGCGCUGCUGGUUCUUCACACAACUGGAGGCUCUGACGCAGAGACUGACACAACUGCCACGAAUCGACACCUUCUCUCUGCAGAUGGACCAAAUCCGGAACCAGUUAGAGUUCGAGGUGCAGCAGGUCCGGUCUGUGAUGGAGGACCGCUUUGGAACCCAAGACCAGGUGGUCCAACGCACCCAGAUGAGAGCGUCUCGUUUGGACCAGUUGGAGAGAGAGCUGCACGAGGCCCGAGGAUCACAGGAGGCUCAGCUGCAGCAGACUCGAACGAACACGAAGUGGAACGUGAAGUUUAAUAUUCAGGAGAGAAGUGCUGAUAUUGACACCAGAUCUUAUACCCACCACUUCUACUUUGGUAGCUUCAAUCAGGGGACCAAUAAUCAAGACUCAAAGAAGGAGAAAGAUUAG
This is a messenger RNA of Knipowitschia caucasica, 963 nucleotides long. The record is from the annotation of a GenBank genome assembly. Lineage: Eukaryota; Metazoa; Chordata; Actinopteri; Gobiiformes; Gobiidae.